Messenger RNA from Thamnophis sirtalis, 5603 nucleotides. Lineage: Eukaryota; Metazoa; Chordata; Lepidosauria; Squamata; Natricidae. The record is from RefSeq and is a predicted model, not a curated record.
UUAGAAAAGCUUUGGAAAUUGGUCUGACAGAACAAUCAUGAAUGGAUUAAGGAAUUCAACUGCCUUGCCUGGUGGUCUUCUCCUUUUAAUUGUUGCAUUUUUGCUAUGCCAUGUGGACAAAGUACAUACAGAACAUCAACCUGAAGAAACCAACAAUUCAGCAGAAUGUUCUGGUUCCUAUAUCUGUAAGAAAGGUGUAAUUUUGCCAAUUUGGGAACCUCAAGAUCCUUCAUUUGGUGAUAAAAUAGCAAGAGCUACUGUAUACUUUGUGGCCAUGGUCUACAUGUUUCUAGGAGUAUCUAUUAUAGCAGAUCGUUUCAUGUCAUCCAUAGAAGUUAUUACUUCCCAAGAGAGAGAGAUAACAAUCAAGAAACCCAAUGGUGAGACCAGCAAGACAACAGUAAGAAUUUGGAAUGAAACUGUAUCGAACUUAACAUUGAUGGCUUUGGGCUCUUCUGCACCUGAGAUUCUCCUAUCUGUCAUUGAAGUGUGUGGCCAUGGCUUCAAGGCAGGAGACCUUGGGCCAAGCACUAUUGUAGGAAGUGCUGCCUUUAAUAUGUUUGUCAUUAUAGCCAUUUGUGUUUAUGUUGUUCCUGAUGGAGAAAUCAGGAAGAUUAAGCAUCUUCGUGUGUUUUUUGUCACUGCAGCUUGGAGCAUUUUUGCCUAUACUUGGCUGUAUUUAAUUUUGUCAGUUAUAUCACCUGGGGAAGUAGAAGUUUGGGAAAGUUUACUCACUUUCUUCUUUUUUCCUAUCUGUGUCGUGUUUGCAUGGGUUGCUGAUCGAAGGCUUUUAUUCUACAAGUAUGUAUACAAGAAAUACAGAGCUGGAAAGCAGAGAGGCAUGAUAAUUGAACAUGAGGGUGAAGGGCCACAAUCUAAGGCUGAUAUUGAAAUGGAUGGAAAGAUAGUUAAUUCCCAUGUUGAAAGUUUCUUGGAUGGCACUCUGGUCCUAGAGGUGGAUGAGAAGGAUCAAGACGAUGAAGAAGCAAGGAGAGAAAUGGCUAGAAUCCUGAAAGAAUUGAAACAGAAGCAUCCAGACAAAGAGAUUGAACAGCUAAUAGAACUAGCUAAUUAUCAAGUUCUGAGUCAGCAACAAAAGAGUCGCGCCUUUUAUCGCAUUCAGGCUACUCGGUUAAUGACUGGAGCUGGUAACAUAUUGAAGCGACAUGCAGCUGACCAAGCACGAAAAGCAGUCAGCAUGCAUGAGGUCAACUGUGAAGUGGCAGACAAUGACCCUGUCAGUAAGGUCUAUUUUGAACAGAGCACCUACCAGUGCCUUGAGAACUGUGGCACAGUAGCUCUAACAAUUGCCCGUCGAGGUGGUGACUUGACCAAAACAGUCUUGGUUGAUUUCAGAACAGAAGAUGGUACAGCCAAUGCAGGGUCUGAUUACGAGUUUACAGAAGGAACAGUGGUAUUUAAGCCAGGUGAGACGCAAAAAGAAAUAAGAGUUGGUAUAAUUGAUGAUGACAUAUUUGAGGAAGAUGAGAAUUUCCUUGUUCACCUCAAUAAUGUGAAAGUGUCAGAACGAUCUGAGGAAGGUGUUCUAGACGGCAACCACGUUGCAACUGUGGCUUGUCUGGGGUCACCUGCUACAGCGACUGUUACAAUCUUUGAUGAUGAUCAUGCUGGCAUAUUUACUUUUGAGGAACCAGUCACUCAUGUAAGUGAGAGCGUGGGGACCAUGGAAGUGAAAGUGCUACGGACAUCUGGAGCUCGAGGAAAUGUUAUUGUGCCAUACAAAACAAUUGAAGGCACAGCCAAAGGAGGUGGAGAGGACUUCGAGGACACCUGUGGAGAGCUUGAAUUUCAGAAUGAUGAGAUUGUCAAAAUGAUAUCUAUCAAAGUAAUUGAUGAUGAGGAGUAUGAGAAAAACAAGACCUUCUACGUUGAAAUUUGGGAGCCCCGCCUGGUGGAGAUGAGUGAAAAGAAAGCCCUGUUGUUGAAUGAGCUUGGUGGCUUCACAAUUACAGAGAAAUAUUUGAAUGGCAAGCCUGUCUUCAGGAAAGUUCAUGCUAGAGACCAUCCCCUUCCUUCUACUGUAAUCAACAUUCAAGAAGAGAACGAAGAGAAGCAGCCUCUGACAGGCAAAGAGGAGGAAGAACGCCGCAUUGCUGAAAUGGGGCGCCCCAUCCUGGGGGAGCACACAAAGCUGGAAGUGAUUAUUGAAGAGUCCUACGAGUUCAAGAACACUGUGGACAAGCUUAUUAAGAAGACAAAUUUAGCUCUUGUGGUUGGAACAAACAGCUGGAGAGAGCAGUUCAUUGAGGCUAUCACUGUUAGUGCUGGAGAGGAUGAUGAUGAUGAUGAAUGUGGCGAAGAGAAGCUACCAUCCUGCUUUGAUUAUGUGAUGCACUUUCUGACCGUCUUCUGGAAAGUCCUUUUUGCCUUUGUGCCCCCGACAGACUACUGGAAUGGUUGGGCUUGUUUUGUAGUGUCCAUCCUCAUGAUUGGCCUUCUCACAGCUUUCAUUGGGGAUUUGGCAUCCCAUUUUGGCUGCACAAUUGGCCUGAAGGAUUCUGUAACUGCAGUCGUAUUUGUUGCACUGGGAACUUCAGUACCAGAUACAUUUGCCAGCAAAGUAGCAGCAACACAAGAUCAAUAUGCAGAUGCUUCUAUAGGUAAUGUCACUGGUAGCAACGCUGUGAAUGUUUUCCUGGGAAUCGGCGUAGCCUGGUCCAUUGCUGCAAUCUACCAUGCAGCCAAAGGGGAGACAUUUGCAGUCCAACCAGGCAACCUGGCUUUCUCUGUCACCCUCUUCACUAUAUUUGCUUUCAUCAGUGUUGGUGUGCUCCUCUACCGGCGAAGACCAGAGAUUGGAGGUGAGCUAGGCGGGCCACGGACUGCCAAGAUUUUGACCUCAAGCCUCUUUGUGCUGCUCUGGCUCUUGUACAUAUUUUUCUCAUCUAUGGAAGCCUACUGCCACAUAAAGGGCUUCUAAAGAAACAAUUGAAGAUAAUAUCUAUCUAUAUAUAUAUAUAUAUACAUAUAUAUAUAGAAAGAGAGAUAUAUAGAUAUAGAUCUAAUAUUAUUGAACAGAGAAGAAAAGACAUUUGCCAUGUUCACUUACCUAUUGAUGGAAUGUAGCUUUGUGGUAGGAGUUUGAAAUCUGCAGGAGUCUUCACCAGGAGGAGCAGCAUUGGAGACGUGGAUGCAGGGCCAUCUUUGCAACUCAGCCUACAAGGUCAUGAUGGAGUUAUUUUGUAUUUCCCUUUCCCCUCCCUCUCUAAGGAGCAGUUGGAUGUCAAAGGGGGUUGUUUGGAAAGACUAACAACCAACUUUAAGUUAUAUCAUAUUAGGCGAAGGACUUAAGUGGGAGUUCUUGACUUUCUGACCAAUAUCUUUGUUGCCUUCUUCAUUAACUCAAGAACAAGCUGAAUCACCACCCUCAAUGACACAUGUGAGUCUAGAGUGACCAACACAAUCCAAGGGGGUUCCAACCCUAUGCUGUUUAUGGGGAGGAUAAUUUUGCUUGAGGUUUUGUUUUGUUUGUUUUUAUUUUUGUUUUGAUCCCUCCUUAACUGCCUGGUUGUUCAGAUGUUAUUAAACCACAGAUAACCCUUUCCCAUUUUUUUUCAGAACUCUAUUUAUGACCAGCACUCUCUUAAAAGAAAAAUAGCCACCUAAACCAUAUUUAAUCAAUUCUCCGUUUGCUCCAGACUGUGGAUUAUAGACUCAUGCCCGAAGCCCUAGCAUUUUUUCCUGUAUUUCUGACAUAUUUUGUCAGAUAAAUUUCAGUUCCCUCCUAUGCCCUUUCCAUCUACCAAUAUUUGCUGCUAUGCUCCUUCUCAUACUCCAAAUUGGGAAUGCUUUCAUUGUACUUGUUGUAAUACUUUGCAUGAAUGAAGCAAACCAUAAUCUGUAAUAUAGCAUUGAAUAGUGAUAGUGAAGCUGACCGACCAUUGAAAAUGCAAGCGUGUUUCUUUCCAUAUCUUUUCUUUUCAAUGAACAGAGUGAGAGUCCAGAAAUGGCUGGUAUUCAUUCUGUUGUUCAGUAUAAGGUUCCUAAGAAGCAAUAACCAAGAGCUGGAGAAAGUCUUAGGUUUUAAAGGGAAGAAACUGUGCAAGUUUCAUCACAUAGAAAGGGAUCUGUUUACCAGUCAAGUACAAGACUCAGAAAGUUGUUUAUACUGAGUCAAGCCGGUGACCUAUCUAGCCCAGGACUCUCACUUAGAGUGAUUCUCUGAGAUCUCAGGGAGAAGCUUAUCCAGCCCUCUAACUAUUUUAACUGGUGAUUCCAUGAAUUGAAUUGUUGGAUAGUUGACAUGCUAGCAUGUGCUUUACCACUGAGUUGUGGAUGAAUUUAGCCUGUUUAUUACUAGACUGUUGGAAUUAAUUGGGACUUAAGUGUUCAUUUUAAGUAUGAACAGCUGUGUUUAACCCUAAAUCACCAGAACAUCCUUGAGCUUUUUUUCAGUCACCCAUUUUACACAGAGUAUUUAUGCUGCAUGUGCUCCAGAUGCCAAUUCUUUGGUCUCUUGCAUUGCUUAUUCUCUCUGAUCCUGCUCUUGCUCUAUGGAAAUCGCUGAACAUUUGUAAAGGGCAACCCACCCUCAGAAUACUGUAAUUCAAAUUAAUUUUUCCAUGCUGGAGUUAAAAAGUUCUACUACCCAUUGGCCUUCAGAACAACAAUGGGUCCUAGCAAGAAAUGUGGCACUAUCUGCAUUGUCUGGCAGUGAAUUGGCAUUUAGCUCCAUAAAUUAAAAAGUAUCAGUAUUGUUGUAGACAUUGAUGAGUACAUGUGAACAAUGUACGUAUCAAUGUUCAGAGUAGAUUAAUGUACCAAAAAGGAGCUUUACUUGGGAACUAUCAUUCAGGGGCAGUGCAACUGAACAGUCCAAUGAUAUUUAUUUCGUAGCUAGUUUGUCUAUUGAUUUCUCCAUACGCUGUCUUUCUAUUAUUAUUUUUUUUCAUUUUUCAGAAUUAUCUCACCACUACAUCUGAAAUAUCUAAAGCAAGCAAAUCUAAACGGGGAUUAGAGAGAAUGAAACUUAUUGAAACCAUUCAUUUGUCCUCGUUUCUGUUUCUUUCUUUCUGUUUUUUUUUUAUUCUCUUUAUGGGUGCCAGAGAAGUAAAAAUGUGCAUGGCUUUGCUGCUUCCCUAGUCACACGGAAGCAGUGUGGGUAGCCAUUAGCAGUACAGGGUUUAUACCUUAAAAAUCGUCAUAUAAACACUGUUAUUGCAGUUGUAACUGCACAAUAGCCUGUUUCUGAAAAAGGAAACUGACAAGUAAUUAGGGGAAAAACAAAGCCAUUGAUGUUUCCAUAUCAUAAAAAUAUAGUCAUGUUUACAAUGAUUAAGGAGCUGUUCUCUAAAUAUCAAUGGAGAAUCUAUGGCCCUUUGGAUAUUAUUGGACUCCAGUUCCCAGCAGUAUGGCCAGUAGUUCAGAAUCAUGGGAGUGAUAUUCAAUAAUAUUUGAAGAGUCUCAGGUUAAUCCAUCUCCAAUUGGAAAAUGAAAAGAUAUAUAUGUAAAAUAUAUUUCUCAUUGUCACUUUAGCAGUGCUGCUGGAUGUUGGUUGAAAAAAAGAUCUGUAGACAUAUUUCCAAGUAUUUCUCCCCAAUAUAGAAUGAUAUUCUUUUGGGAGUUUGUAAUUUCUCCUUUAU